Vitis vinifera (wine grape) is the source of this 3084-nucleotide messenger RNA. Its product is annotated as photosynthetic NDH subunit of subcomplex B 2, chloroplastic. The record is from RefSeq and is a predicted model, not a curated record. Gene Ontology annotation, biological process: carbohydrate metabolic process. The transcript has 5 exons. Lineage: Eukaryota; Viridiplantae; Streptophyta; Magnoliopsida; Vitales; Vitaceae. Gene Ontology annotation, molecular function: carbohydrate binding; catalytic activity. Bases 207 to 1274 code for a protein of 355 amino acids.
GAAGGAAGGAAGCUGUAAAGUAAAGCCCGGUAGAAACUUGACAGGAUGAGGCAGGUAAAUUUGAUUCGUAGUGAGAGGAAAGGAGAAAAAAGUGGAGGACAUCAAGCGAUACAGUUGUGAGUAAAGGAUGAGGCUAGCAGAGUGGCCACUGGCCACUGGUGUGUGUGGAUUGUGUAAGGUGUAAAGCCUUGUUACUCUCAUCACUCAUGGCCUCUUCUCUUCUUUCAUUCUCUCUCCCCAAAUCAAACUUGAUCAAGGCCUGCUCUUCACCUCCUACUGCAACCUCCACCCUCUCCAUCCCGGACACUCUUGACCAAAAAUUUGGUCGCAAAGGCAUUAAAUUCUUGGAAUCUGGCAAUGUUCCACUGGUUGAGCUGACUGUUAGAAAUGGCAGCUCUCUCCGGCUUCGAAUACCAGAUGGCCUUGUCACCUCUUACAAGCCCAAAGUCAACUGGAAGGAUGAUGGGUUUGAGGAGGUUCUUUACACUCUCCCUGCAGCUGCCUCAGAUUCUACCAAGCCCAAAGGUGGGAUUGGUUUGGUCAUCAAUGAUGUAUCUGACCCUGCUUCCAAACUCUCUCCCCUCUCCACUGAAUGGGCUGUGAAGGAUGUCGAUUCUGAUGCCAUUGAUGCUCUCCAGGUUGAAUUGAGCUGCACCAGUGGAACUCUUGAUAUAACCUAUGUUGUCUCACUCUAUCCAGAAAGCAUGGCAACAGCAGUUCUAGUUAAUAACAAUGGCCGCAAGCCUGUGUCUCUUACCAGUGCAAUGCUUAGCCAUUUCAAAUUUAAGAGACGAGGUGGAGCAGCGGUCCAAGGGCUCAAGGGCUGCUCUUACUGUUCACACCCUCCUUUAUCUUCACCCUUUGAGAUUUUAUCUCCUGCUGAAGCAAUGAAAACUGAGUCUCCUGGCUGGUUCUCUUUUGAUUCUGAGUCUGAAAAAAAACGGGGCUCCUGGACCGUACAAGAUGAUCCAUACAUCAUUUUGAAGAAUAAACUGAGUAGAGUAUACACAACCCCACCAACAGAAAGAUUGAAGGAGUUCUACGACACCCCACCUUCAAAAUAUGAGACCAUUGAUCAGGGCCGUGAGCUUUUCUUCAGGGUAAUACGCAUUGGUUAUGAAGACAUAUACUUGUCCAGCCCUGGUUCCCUCUCAGAGAAGUAUGGGAAGGACUAUUUUAUCUGCACUGGCCCUGCGUCAAUUCUGGUGCCUGUGGUUGUGAACCCUGGUGAAGGGUGGAGAGCAGCACAAGUUAUUGAGCAUGACAAUUUGUAAUUACAUUUUUUAAAGAUAGAAUCAAAAUUCCAUUUUAUUUUCUUUUCAAUUUUUUUCUUGAACCUGGAUCCGUUUUUCUUUUUUAAAAUCAAAGUUGUAAUAAUAUAGUUCUAUUGUCUACGGUCAUAUUUGAAUUUCCAAUGGAUGAAAUUCAGGAUUCAUGCGUACUCGCAAUAUUUGUAAGAUAAGGUUAUAUGCUUUGGCAGAACACUCUAUAUAUGACCAACAGUAAAGAGAGAAUGGGAACUAGUCAAAAUGAAUCAUGGGAAGACAAAUAUCCAAAAUAUCUAUGGAGUCUUCAACUACAACCAACCAAAGCACAAGGGCAAUUAUCCAAACGUAUUAUCCAAAUGUAGGCUCCAGAGUUCAGAAUAAAGCCAAAAAGGAUAAAGAGACCCUCCCUCCCUCCCUCCCUCCCUCCCCCUCUCCCUCCCUCUCUCUCUCUCUUUCUCUCUCUCUCUCUCUCUCUCUCUCUCUCUCUCUCUCCCCCAUGUAAAAGGAAAAUAUAAAUUGUCUAUCAACCUAAAAAUGAUUCUGCAUUUCUGAAGAAGCAUGACCAUGGCUUGCAGUCCUUUCUUCUCACCCUGCCUCGGUUCUCUUUGGUCCACAAAACCCACUAAACAUCUCCCUUGUCAUCUCUCUACUCCUUUCCAAUAUAGCAACAAGAGAGAGUUCCCAUUGGCUGCAGUAGCUUCAGUCCCAUACAUACCUGCUAAUGUAGACUAUUUGGAGACACAGUUCAGUGGCCAUGGAGUCACCUUUGAGGGUAUAGGUGACAGCUAUGUUGUCAAGAUGGGCUUGGAAAAUGGAAGCUUGGCCAGCUUGAUGCUGCCAAGCGGCUUGAUCACAUCAUACAAGGCUCCCAUGUGGCAUGGGGGGACGCUAGAGGUGCUGCACACAACAGUUACAGAGGAGGAUAGUGGCGCUGUUAUUCAAGGAGGGGUAUCUUUAGCCUUGGAAUGUGAAAGUGAUGGUGGGAUUUCAUGGUCUCCAAGUUCUUGGAUUCUUCAAGAUGUUAGAGGAAAUGCUGAAGAGCUAAUUCAGGUAGAAAUGGUUAGCAGCGACUCAGAGAAUAUGGCUGAAGCUAAAUACAUUGUGACUCUCCAACAAGAUAUAAUAAGCUCGGAGAUUGUAAUAUCAAACUUAAAAUCUUUGCCCCUCCAACUGACUGGCUCUGUCAUCAGCCAUCUGACAGUCAGUAACCUGGAUGCAACUUAUGCCAUUGGAUUAGAAGGAUCAAAUUUCUUCAGCAGGACACCAUUUUUGUCGAACUUUGGUUUAAUUCCCCCAGACUUUGGCCAGAAAAAUGAAGUGGGUUCUAGCCAAUUAUGGGGACAACCUGGGAUCAGGAGAUUUUUAUCUGGCUCGAAUGCAAAAAACCAGAACAAUGCAGACCAAGUAGAAAGAAUAAAAAAGGAAGAAAUGGAAGGUGAAGAGGAAGACAACUACAAGCAGUUGAGUAGUGAAAUGAGUAGGAUUUACACCAGUGCACCACGGAACUUCACCGUCAUUGACAGGGGCAGAAGAAAUUCUGUUGUAGUAGGAAGAGAUGGGUUCAAGGAACUGUACAUGUUCAGUCCUGGCUCCACCCAUGAAUGCUACAGCAAGUACACUUACAUAUGUGUAGGCCAGUCAGCUGUUCUUAAACCAAUAAUCCUAGGUCCUGAAGAUGUAUGGAGAGGUGGGCAACAUUUACACAACCCAAAUCUCUAAAUCAAUGUGAGCCUGAGGCAAGCUUGGCUUUUAUCUUCUUUAUAUGCAGAUAUCAGAUGAUCUUCUUGAGUAUUAAUACAUGCAGUGUUUCAAUGCA